AUGGCGAACACGCGCUCCGCAAAAGAGGUCAUAGCUGCCUUGAACCUGGCCCCGCACCCGGAGAAGGGCUAUUUCGUUGAGUCAUUCCGAGAUGCCCACCUCUCGUCCGACAGGCGGUCAUAUGGCACCUGUAUCUACUACCUUCUUGAGGGCGAGACUGGCCUCUCGCACUGGCAUCGUGUGCUAGACGCUACUGAGGUCUGGCACUAUUACGCCGGCGCGCCACUGCAGCUUUCGCUGUCCUGGGACGAUGGGAAGCCGGUGAGGGACGUGGUGUUGGGCAACGAUCUCUGGAACGGUCAGAGACCUCAAGUUGUUGUUGAGGUGGGGGAGUGGCAGCACGCGGUCAGCCUAGGGGAGUGGACGUUGGUGGGGUGCACUGUAUCGCCGGCGUUUACAAUGGAAUCCUUCGAGAUGGCCAAGGAGGGGUGGGAGCCCCGCGGAGCGGCCAGCUCCUGA
Molecule: messenger RNA, 459 nt
Organism: Diaporthe amygdali
Lineage: Eukaryota; Fungi; Ascomycota; Sordariomycetes; Diaporthales; Diaporthaceae
Exons: 2
Coding region: 1-459 (152 amino acids)
Cellular component (GO): intracellular anatomical structure
Source: RefSeq, a predicted model, not a curated record